AUGAAGGGCGAUCAGCCACCGCCUGAGCCAGAACAUGUUGUUGUCCUUGACGAUGCAGCUGGCCAUUGGUUGAGAUUGAAGCAAACCCCCGGCGGUCGCGGUAUAAAAAGCCUUGGCACCCUCAACACCCCCGAACCCAGCGGUAUGCAAGCGGGACUUGAGGGAACUCGGGGUCUAGCCCAAACGACUUCCCUGCGGGACCUUAACAACUUUGGGUCAUUACGAGGCAAUCAAGAACCAAGUUCCACUAGAACUUUAGGGCCAACCGAAUUGAACCUAUUCGGAGAAAUGGUCACCAAAGCUGGUCUUGACGAAGUGCAUCAAGAGUAUGCCCGUGGCAACUCUGAGGUACAUGAUUCCUACAAACACAUGGCCGUCACUGUUGGCCAAGUCAAAAUCAUGUUUGAUAUUUCCCGGUUAUCUGAGAACCUUUCAAGACUCACUGACACGGUGGAAGGUAUCACUCAACAACUUUCCGACAAAAUUGAAAGUCUCACUGAAAAUCUCUCCGAUAAAGUGGAUGGGAUUACCCAACACCUGAACCAACUCACUGAGUUGGUUCAAUCCACCCCAAAUCUUCGACCUAACGAUGCUGCCCAAACAGCUGAUGGGCCAGUUGGCCGCAAUGUUGCUCAUACUUGGGCCUGCUCGACCGAACUGAGGGUAUGUAGUGUUUCUUAUGUUUUUCCUAAUAAAGGACCAGCUAAUCGCCCGAGUCAACAGGGGGCCAUCAGCCAUCAAGCGCAUAGGUUUAUCACCAUGCCUGUCAUUGAGUCCUACACCGCCUUGGAAUCCCCUGACCGUGUAUGGCUGGCCAAUUCGCUCUUCAAUCGCAUCAAGUCCGGUGUUAGACAAUUGGACAGCAUCAGACAACAUCUCCCGCAUACCAUUAAUGGUGUGGCAGACGUUCGCGGCACGAAAGUUUACAAUACCGAGAUUAAAAAUGUUGCUAAACAUGUGCGCAAGAAGCUUCAUAAUUUGCUCUUAACCGGCAUAUAUGAUCCAAAGAACGGGGAUGUAGUCCAUGGAGCUGUUCCCACCCUUAAAGUUUUGGUGCAUCGGAUUGCCGUUAAGUUGGGACGCGCGGGCGACAACUCUGACGUAGAGUCAGUUUGGGCCGAUACUGACUCAGUCACUCGUUGCCGAAUCGCUUAUCUUCGUCGCGAAGCCGUUCGUAUAUUUCAGAUUGGAAGGGGUUCAAGCUCUAUUUGGGCCGCUGUGGACCAGAAGCUGCACGAUCUCCGUUCCCUUGGGCGGGAGUAUACUCUCUCGUUUUAUACCCUGAUUUAUCAGGCCGACCGUACCGUGUUUGAUGGGCAGACCCGAUUUCAGGACAUCUCAGCUAACGUGUUGUUUCGGUUGCCUCACGAUGACGAAGUCACCGCUGCCAUUGUUGUGGACGAGGACAACCUCAUUGAUAACCAAAAUGAUGAUGAUCAGCGAUUUUAG
This is a messenger RNA of Melampsora larici-populina 98AG31, 1449 nucleotides long. RefSeq lists its product as uncharacterized. The record is from RefSeq and is a predicted model, not a curated record. Bases 1 to 1449 code for a protein of 482 amino acids. The transcript has 10 exons. NCBI's taxonomy places the organism in Eukaryota, Fungi, Basidiomycota, Pucciniomycetes, Pucciniales, Melampsoraceae.